Messenger RNA from Periconia digitata, 364 nucleotides. Lineage: Eukaryota; Fungi; Ascomycota; Dothideomycetes; Pleosporales; Periconiaceae. The record is from the annotation of a GenBank genome assembly.
CCACUCUCUAGUAUGUCAAUUCAUAAAUCAAGUGGGCAAAUCGAUCAUGUAUAUCCAGCAUCAUCCUUUGACUUGAGUGUUAUAGACUUUCCGGGGUGCUUUAGGUGUCCCUUUCUUCCAUCUUGGAACAUGUCAUUGUACCUAAUACCAGAGUAUUUGUGUUAUUUCUACUGUCUAGGCUCCGCGAAUACGAUUUACGGGAUGUCAACAUCAUCGGAUAUUUUCAAUCCGGUCUCUGAUGUUAUAGAAGGAGAGGAUUCGGGCGAGAAGAGUCUUCUCGUGGUAGCAAUAGGAGUGAUACAGUCUUAGGCAGCACGUUGACUGACUGUCGACGUGGAAAAGAAUCUCUGUCCUAUUCCUGAGU